Messenger RNA from Closterium sp. Naga37s-1, 3752 nucleotides. Lineage: Eukaryota; Viridiplantae; Streptophyta; Zygnematophyceae; Desmidiales; Closteriaceae. The record is from the annotation of a GenBank genome assembly.
AUGGCGGGCUCGCUAGCUGCAGAGAUGGCGUCUCUUAACAUCGCCAGCGCCAAUGCCGCGGCCCGCUUGGGGUCGUGCCAGUCUUUCCGCGGCGCGAGAGUGCAGGGGGUGCAGAAUGGGUGCAAGGUGGCCAUGACCGCUACUGUAGCUCGCCCGUCCGCGUCGACCGAUGCGAAGAAGCACAAGAUGGUAACCAAUCAGAGGGCGCACACCAUCAGCCCCGAGAAACUUGAGCUCGUACAGUCGCUCGAGGGCUGGGCUGAGGAGACGCUCCUUCCGCUGCUCAAGCCCGUCGAGUCCGCGUGGCAGCCGUCUGACUUCCUCCCGUCACCUGAAAAAGAGAGCUUCCUCGACGAAGUAAAGGAGCUGCGCGAACGGGCGAAGGAGUUACCCGACGAGUAUUUCGUCUCGCUCGUUGGCGACAUGAUCACGGAGGAGGCGUUACCGACAUACCAGACGAUGCUCAACACGCUGGACGGCACGCGCGACGAGACGGGCGCGAGCCCGACCCCGUGGGGCAUAUGGACUCGGCAGUGGACGGCGGAGGAGAAUCGCCAUGGCGAUCUGCUCAACCGCUACCUCUACCUCACGGGCCGCGUCAACAUGCGCGCCGUGGAGACGACCAUCCAGUACCUCAUUGGAUCCGGCAUGGACCCCAAGACGGAGAACAACCCGUACCUGGGCUUCCUCUACACGUCGUUUCAGGAGCGCGCGACGGCCAUCUCGCACGGCAACACGGCGCGGCAUGCGGUGUUCAAGGGGGAGAAGAAUCUGGGGCGCAUCUGCGGGCUGAUCGCGGCGGACGAGAAGCGGCACGAGCGCGCGUACCAGGCGAUCGUGGGCAAGCUGUAUGAGCUCGACCCCAACGGCGCCAUGCUCGCUUUCGAAGACAUGAUGAAGAAACAGAUCGUGAUGCCCGCCCACCUGAUGUACGACGGGGAGAAUGAGAAGCUGUUUGAUGCGUUCACCAUGGUGGCACAGCGCACGGGCGUGUACACGGCCAAUGACUAUGUCAGCAUCAUCGAGCACCUCAUUGCCAGAUGGAACGUUGAGAAGAUCGAGGGGCUCGACGCUGACGGCCGCAGGGCGCAGGAGUAUGUGUGCAAGCUGCCGCCGCGCAUCCGCAAGCUGGCCGAGCGAUCAGCGGAUAAGCUCAAGAAGGCGGGUCCGAAAACGGGCAAGUUUAGCUGGGUGUUCAACCGGGAGGUUGUGCUUGUCAUAUGGCUGUCAUGCGCUUGGGGAGAGAUGCUUCCCCACUGGUGCACCAACGGCAGAAGUGGUGGCGGAAGUGGCGCCUUCAGACGCGCCUCCACCUCCCCCAUGCCAGGCUGCAGUGCGUCUUCUCGAGCCUCGCCCGCAUCAGACGAUGAAGAUACCCUUGAUGGGUUUGAUUCCCUUGACAGCAGUUACUGGAUGCCCUUCUCCUUCCCUCACACUCUCCCUGGCUCCCGCACUCACCCCAUCCUCUUCAUUGCAUCCAACCCUCUCUUUCCUGCUCCCAGUAAGCCACCAUUCCUACCCCACAGCUUCCUCCUCCCGUCCCCUCACUUCCUCCAUAAACACUCACUCCUCAUCCGUCGAUCUGCCUUGUCCCCAACGUCCUUCGCCUCAUCAUCCUCAGUGUCCUCAUUAUCCUCACCCACAGCCAGCCUCACCCUGCCUCAGGCACCCACCCUUUCGUCGCCCAGCAAUCUUGUACGCUUCCACUCACACCACUCACAUCACAAGCUCGUGGAGGCGUCACAGCCACAGAAUGUUUCAGAAGGCGGACGUGCGGGGGAGUGGGUUGGACGAUUGGAGGAAGGGAAAGUAGUAGGGGAUGCAAGUAGGGCAGAAGCAGCGGCUGAUGCGACACUGGCCCUGCAGCAGAGGGCGGGGGGAUGGGAGCCGGGGCCUGGUCUUGAACUGGCCCUUGCACAACCAGUGGGGCAGAUGGGGGAGAGAGUUGGUCACGGUCUUGACCAUAGUGGUGAUGACAAUCACAGUGACUUUAGCAGCGGUGACUGGGAGCGUGAUGAAGAGACAGGGCAGGAAAUCAGCAUUUGUGGCAGAGGGAGUGUGAGCAGGGAGGAAUUGGAGCUUAUGGAGCGCGUGUGGUCAUUCAUCCGCCACCAUCCUCCCUCUCUCCCUCUCAUGCCUCGCCUGCUCUCCUGGCGCCCCCCACCGGACCGCUUCCCUUCCACAACCCCCUCCCAUCCCACCAAUCCCACCAUUGCUGCGCAAGCGAGCCAUGGCAUCGCACGUCUCAGCAGCAGCAGUAGCAGUAACGGUACUAGUGGUGCAGUGUUGGAUCGGCGACUCGUGAUGCUGCUGGUGCGGCGGCUGAAGGAGAGGCAGCGGCACCACCAAGCUCUCGAGCUGCUGCAAUGGCACAUGGCCCGCCCCCCUUCGCACUGCUCGCCUCACAGUCUGCGUCAGCAUGAGGAAGGGAGCGAGUCAAGCCCGAUGGGUGUGGAGAGGGAGGACUCGGAGUGGGAGGAGUGUGAGCUGAUGGACGGCCUGGCUCGCUGUGGCCGAUGGAGAGACGCCAGAGACGCCUUCCUUGCUCUGCCACGCCACGCCCGCUCUGACAAGGCGUACAGUGGAGUGUUGUACCACCUGGCGCGCACGGGCCAGCACAGCAGAGUGCAGGAGGAGCUGCAGUGGCUGCAUGAGACAGCAGGGGCGGCGCUGGGUGUGAGCUCCUUCAACGCGCGCCUGCUCGCCCUCUCCUCCCUGCCGUCGCGUCUAGCGUCGUCUGAUUCAGUGACACAGAGGAUGGAUGAUGUGAUGGAAGAGAUGAGGGUGAAGGGCAUCACCCCGUCCCUCUUCUCUUUCCACAUUCUGCUGCGCCACUGCCUGCACCACCCUCCUCACGCACCCACGUCCUCUCCUGACCGCCUCGACGCCCUCCUGCACGCCAUGCAUCACCACCACCGCCUGCUGCCCUCCGCCCAAACCCACUCCAUCCUGCUCCGAGUGUUCCUUCACACUGGGCAGCUGGCUCGGGCAGAAAAAUCUUUCCACGCCAUGCUGGGGGAUGGCUUGGCACCGUCUUCCACUGCUUGCGCUGCGUUGUGGAUGGCGAUGGGGCGGGCAGGGAAGGGGGGCCGUGGGGGGGAGGUGGAGGGGAUGUGGAGGAGGGUGGGUGGGAUGGGGGUGAGGGUGACUCGACCCAUGCAUGUGGCGCGCAUAGCAGCGCAUGUGGCAGCUGGGGACAUAGCCAUGGCAGAAGAGGCGUUCUCCUCUCUGCGUGCCUCCAUUCGUCGCCUGGACCUGGAUGCCUGUAACGCGCUUCUCAAGGGGUACACGCGAGCAAACAUGCCAGAUGCUGCGCUGCGAUUGGUCGAUGACAUGCGCAGGGCAAACGUUCCUUGCGGCACGGCCACUCUCUCCCUUCUCCUCUCUUGCCUCUCUCUCUCCCAACGCCUCUCCCAUGCCACCGCCCUCCUCAAUCAACUGGUCACCCCUGUUGACACCCAUGUAACCCUUGAUCCUCCUGCCACCACCAAGCCAUGGAGCUCUCCUUUUAAUCCCGAAUCCCUGGUUGGGUCCGUGCGUCAGCGCAUGCCUCCUCCUGCAACUCCUUGCCACGCUCUUCCCUCGGACUCUCCUCGCCACCACGGCUCACACCCCUCUACCCUCCCAGCCGCCAUCAAGCGGCGCACGCUGCGGGGGUUGAUGGAGGCACUCAAGGCAGAGGGGCACGUGGAGGGCGUGAGGCAGGCGAUUCAGGCAGGCGAGGCCAUGUGGGGCCGCUGUGAAGUGGCCUG